AGGAUCCUGCAUCGUAUAGCGCAUAUUGCCGCAGAUUUAGAAGCCUUGCAUGAGCCGAGAAAAGCGUGUGAUUGCGUGCGGCCUCCAAUCCUCCAUUCUCCACUAUACACCUAGGUACUUCUCACGCCUCGUCUUUUCUGGAUGUAAGAAUGGGAUUUUUCAAGGACAUCUCAUUUCGAAGCAAGAGUAAAUCGACGCAGGGCGUAGCUAGCAGCACUGUAGUCCGCCAUGAUUUCCCACCUGCGCCGGAGCCUCAAAUCCCCAAGAUCAAGAUGAGACCGCCUCUAGUGCCACCUCCGCCCCAAUCAUCAGGGGCAAGCUAUUAUUUAGGAUCAAAUUCAGAGGACUCCGAGUCCGAUCCCGGUAGCAUCAUCAUCGGUAUCGAUUUUGGCACAACUUAUUCCGGCGUAGCUUGGAGCUAUUCCAAGGAGACUGACGAUAUUCAUAUCAUAACAGACUGGGACUCAAGUGAGUACGAGAGCUCUGAUAAGGGCAAGGCUCCGACUCGGCUCUCAUACAAACACGAACCUGGCAGUAGAGGAACCCGCAACCCCCAGGUGACAUGGGGAUAUGGCGUUGAAGAUGAUGAUGAAGCCGUCGAGUGGUUCAAACUGCUGCUCCUUGAAGAAUCGGACAUGGACGACAAGCAGAAGACGUCUCCUCAAAUCCAGAAGGCGAAAAGACUUCUACAAAAAGCGAACAAGACCGCUGUACAAGCGGUUGGCGAUUAUCUUCGCCUUCUUUGGGCCCACACCAUUACGAACAUAAAAAAACAAGCUGGGGAAGACUUUCUUCGAGGCCUUCCCUUAAAGGUGGUGUGCACCGUCCCAGCGAUCUGGAGAAACAAGGCCAUCAGCAAGAUGAGAGAAGCCGCCAAACAUGCUGGUAUACUGGAGCGUCGUACGGGCGGAGAAACGAAGUUGUUCUUUGUUUCUGAGCCAGAGGCUGCUGCGCUUGCCACCUUCAAUGAUCUCUCCAAACGUCCAAAUCUUCACGUAGGAGACACACUUGUUAUUUGCGAUGCGGGAGGCGGUACUGUCGAUCUCAUAAGCUACAAGAUAACCCAGACGAAGCCCAUGAAGCUCGCAGAGUGUGUUGAAGGCUCGGGAAAGCUAUGUGGUGCUGUCUUUCUGGACCAGGAGUUCGAAGCUUUCAUGAAGCAGACGAUCACUUCAGCUUGGGAUGUACCAAGCCCCGUUCUAAAGGCCUUCAUGAACCAGUAUUGGGAGAAUGGCAUCAAACGGGGGUUUAGCGGCAAGCCUCGUAGUUGGAAACUCAGCUUACCUUUCGAGUGUAUAGAGCGAGGUGCUCCACCUCAGAUCAAUCUUGAACAUGGAUACGUACUGGACAUCUUUGAGGAUGUCACAACACAAAUUCGCGCACUAGUUAAUGAGCAGAUACGCGCGGUCGAGGAAAAAGAAGGCCGGUUACCAAAGGCAGUGAUACUUGUGGGUGGCUUUGGAAGCUGCAAAUAUCUGCACAACGUUCUCGAAACGGAAAAUGCGCAUCGCGGGAUUGACGUCUACCAAUCCAAAGGUAACAAACCAUGGACUGCAAUCUGCCGGGGUGCGGUGCUCAAAGGAUUCGGACCGUUGUCUGAGUCUGGUCCCAUCGUGGAGACUCGAAUUUCUCGUUGCAACUACGGGUUAGUGUUUAGGGACUUCUUUGACCCAGAUAAGCAUAGUCAGUGUGAUUGGUUCCUGGAUGAGGUUACAGGAGAACCAAUGGCACGUGCUCAGUUGAGAUGGUACCUAACAAGAGGUACCAGUGUACGGGAGACUGAGCCAGUUUUACUCUCAUGGUAUCGCGAUAUUCCAGCAGAGCAGUAUCACAAAGGUUAUUCGUUGGUGUCGUGUAUUAGUACUUGCGACGAUCACGUCCCACCAACCCGGCGGACAAGCUCUGUUCGUGAGGGCUUGGAGAUCAAAUCAGACUCUCCCAUAGACGUAUCCAGUCUGAAGGUCUUUAAAGGGAUCGACGGCAGGUCCUGGCGGAAGGUCAGCUUCGGCAUAGAAAUGAAGGUUAUCGGCACUGCUCUCGAGUUUGCAUUGAUAUACGACGGCAAGCGCAUCGGGUCGAGUGAAGUCGAGGCGAAAGUAGACAUCUAGCAUUGAAUUGGUCAUUCUUUUCGCUGAAGGGAACAUUUCCAAGGACGACUCAAGGUGAUGUUG
Molecule: messenger RNA, 2171 nt
Organism: Boeremia exigua
Lineage: Eukaryota; Fungi; Ascomycota; Dothideomycetes; Pleosporales; Didymellaceae
Exons: 6
Coding region: 150-2108 (652 amino acids)
Source: RefSeq, a predicted model, not a curated record